Messenger RNA from Sciurus carolinensis (gray squirrel), 2910 nucleotides. It is a transcript of the gene Inmt, whose product is annotated as indolethylamine N-methyltransferase. Gene Ontology annotation, molecular function: amine N-methyltransferase activity; N-methyltransferase activity. Gene Ontology annotation, cellular component: cytosol. The record is from RefSeq and is a predicted model, not a curated record. The transcript is spliced from 3 exons. The coding region runs from base 14 to 805 and encodes 263 amino acids. Lineage: Eukaryota; Metazoa; Chordata; Mammalia; Rodentia; Sciuridae.
GCUCAGGGCCACCAUGGAGGGCAACUUCACGGGCGGCGAUGUGUACCAGAAGCACUUCCUGCCCAGGGACUACCUGGCCACCUACUACAGCUUCGAGGAUGGCCCCUUGCCUGAGGCGGAGAUGAUCAAGUUUAACCUGGAGUGUCUCCACAAGACCUUUGGCCCAGGGGGUCUCCGGGGGGACACGCUGAUCGACAUUGGCUCAGGCCCCACCAUCUACCAAGUGCUGGCUGCCUGCGAGGCCUUCACGGAUAUCACACUUUCCGACUUCACUGACCGCAACCGGGAGGAGCUGGAGAAGUGGCUGAGGAAGGAGCCAGGGGCUUACGACUGGACCCCUGCUCUAAAAUUUGCCUGCGAGCUGGAAGGGAACAGUGGCCGCUGGCAGGAGAAGGCCGAGAAGCUGCGGGCCACCGUGAAGCGCGUGCUCAAGUGCGAUGCCAACCUGGGCAACCCGCUGGCCCCCGCGGUGCUGCCCCCCGCCGACUGCGUGCUCACCCUGCUGGCCAUGGAGUGCGCCUGCUGCAGCCUGGACGCCUACCGCGCCGCGCUCCGCAACCUCGCCUCGCUGCUCAAGCCCGGCGGCCACCUGGUGACCACAGUCACGCUCAACAUCUCGUCCUACAUGGUGGGGAAGCUCAAGUUCUCCUGCGUGUCCCUGAAGAAGGAGGAGGUGGAGCAGGCGGUGCUGGACGCCGGCUUCGACAUCGAGCGGCUCCUGCACAACCCCCAGAACUACUCCGCCACCACCGCUCCCAACGACGGGAUGUGCUUCAUCGUGGCCCGCAAGAGGUCUGGGCCCUGAGCCAGGAGGGCCAGCACCUGUCCAUGUGCUAGAGAGGGACGGGUAGCAUCUGAAGCCCCUGCUUUCCACACUCACAUCCUUUUCUGAAAAUCUGAGAUCCUAACAUCCUUGCUUUAGAGAUCUAAGUUUCCAAAAUCCUAUGUUCUAGGAUCCUAGGAGUGGGGAAUUCCAUUUUCUAAUACACUAAGUUAUCUGACUCCUAUGGGUGUAGAGUCCUGAGGACAUGGUUUCUGUCUUCACCCAGGAUGUCAAAGACAAGGAAGCCAGUAGAUAGUGGUGUGUUGUAAAUGCUUCAAAAACAGCUCUAAAGAGAGAAAAGCACUGAUUAGUGGUGACUGGCAAUUUCUAUCACGUGAAUAAUCCAAUCAUGGUUGAUUUCAAGCUACCAGUGGUUUAACAACUCAAUCAUAUAACUCCUAAAAAUUUUGCAAUUGGCUCUCAUGAGCUGCUAGGAGGAAACCUGAAUAUACCACUCCUCCCCUUUGCAUAUUCAGUAAAUAAAAAUACAGGAUGCUCAGCUAAUUGAAGAUGAAUAAAAAUAAUACUGUUUUUCUAAGAAUAAGUAUGUCCCCCAAAUUGCAUGGCACAUACUUAUCCUAAAUAUAUUUUGGUUGUUUAUCUGGAGUUCGAGUUUAAUUAAGUGUCUUGAAUGUCAUCUGGCAACCCUGAUGCAGACCUAUUUUUCUGGCUUCAGAGUGAGAAAAGGGGCUGCCCAGGAACCAGGCUGCUCCCAGCACAAAGGUGCCUUUGUGAGUUAGAAAGAAGUCUCACAGAGGUGAGUAAAUGGCAGACAGGUAGGUGUCUUUGGGGUUUAUAAAUGGCCAAAAGAUGCUACAUGUCCCUCUGGAAGGACUCAGAACAAGAGGCUGCUUCUCAGAGGACUAGUUGGAGAAAGAUGUCCUCUCCUUAAGGUUACUUGGUCCCACCCUUGAGCACCUACCUGCUGGUUCCCCCUCCUGCCACCCCCUGCACCUUUUCGUGGGGAAUACGCUACAGAACUGGGUACUACUGUACCCCAUAAGAUCUGGAUUCUGGCCUCAGCCCUGCUCCACUGCUCUGUGGAGCGGGGGAAAUGGGACCUCAUCUAAUGAUCUUCAAGAAAGUUCCGGGAGCAGGAAAUCAUUGAUAUGAAAGUGCUCUGAGAAGUAAAAGGUUUUGCACCAAUUGACAUUAUUUUCCCAAAGAGUCAGAGCUGAAACAGUCUUUCAAAAAUUGAAUUUUAGAUCAACAAAAAUAAUACUUUUUUUUUUUUUUUUAGAAUAAGUAUUUCCCCCAAAUUGCAUGGGACAUUCUUAUCCAACCCCUGCUUUUCACAGUCCAGGAAGCUAACUAAGGUCAGUGGUUGCCCAGAGACACAGCCAGCUGGUAAUAGAGAUGGAACAAGAACAUGGGUCCGUGGUUCAGUGCACCAGAUGUCUGUUGACUUGGAAGCACGGGAGCCCUCUCGCCCUGUCUCUCCUAGCACAGGCUUAUUUUAGCACCUGUCUCCCCAUCCCCCCUAGCAUCCCUCCACUUCACAGCUUACACUCCCUCCAAGCAGCACACAGACCCCAGCUCUUCUCCAGCUGUGGGUUGCCCUCUCUUGACUUGUCUGUUAGUUUUAGACAUGCUUGUGGUGAAACCAUCAACAGGCAGAGGAGGUGGGGCGCUGGCAGACAGUGUCCAGGAAUCGCAAAAACGAGGCCUUGAUAGGAGGUUGUGAGUGCCUAUGAAGUUUCUGCUAACGCAACCAAAGGAGCUGGUUUCUGCAAGGUGGCCAACAGACAGUUACCCAGGAGGGGCAUUGCUAGGGAAAGGAAGCACCACCUGUGCCCUCCUUCCCUGUCAGGACUCCUCAUGGAGAGCCAUCUGGCCUGAGCAUGGCCAAAAGACACAGAGAAUCCAAACACAUGCCUCGCUCCCAGGGCAGCUCAGUGUGCAGAGUGGACUAGCUGCUGUUGGCAAGGUGGAGGGGAAGUAAGCUUCAGAGGCUUUCGGAAGCUGCUAUCAUAUUGCACUGGGCCAGUCUGGAUUGAGUGGCUCUGCUAUGCACCUACCAUGUAUCCACAGCAGAUAAUACUAUGUGCUCUCUACAUGCUUUAAUAAAACAUUUUGUUUCACUUUAA